Tripterygium wilfordii is the source of this 4224-nucleotide messenger RNA. Its product is annotated as putative pentatricopeptide repeat-containing protein At1g19290. The transcript is spliced from 2 exons. NCBI's taxonomy places the organism in Eukaryota, Viridiplantae, Streptophyta, Magnoliopsida, Celastrales, Celastraceae. The record is from RefSeq and is a predicted model, not a curated record. Gene Ontology annotation, molecular function: protein binding. The coding region runs from base 217 to 3051 and encodes 944 amino acids.
UUACGCGUCCCAAUUGAACAUAUGGAUAAAAGAUGGGAUUAUAAAGGAAUUACUACAAUUAUGUAUCUCAUGGAGUAAUUAAUAUACAUUUGGUACCCAAAAGUAGAAUAACUCGAUUAUCCGUAGAAAUGGUGUUUGCGAAAUUGCGAUUCAUAGGUCAGAACUAACUGUCAAGAAUGUCGCUGAUUCCUCCUACACAACCUCGAUCCUUCUCCAAUGCUCAGAUACCGUUCAAUUCACCUUCCUCCUCUUCUCCUCUCUCGUCUCCACCGCCACAAAUCCUUGCACGGGUCCCUUCCCCUCCUAUGGAAGCGUCGCGACGAGUACAAGCUGACCCGACCGGAACUCAUCUCCCGGAUUUCUCGACUGCUUGUCCUUGGCCGUUACGACGCCAUCAGCAAUCUGGCUUUCGACUUUUCCGACGAUCUCUUGGAUUCUGUUCUCUGCAGUCUCCGUCUAAAUCCUGAAGCGUGUCUACACUUGUUCAAACUAGCAUCGAAGCAGCCAAAAUUUAGACCGAAUAUCAGAUGUUAUUGUAAAUUGGUUCAUAUAUUAUGUCGGGCUCGGAUGUAUGACGAAACGAGAGCGUAUUUGCGUGAACUGGUCGACUUGUGUAAGAAUAAUUACUCUAAUUUUUUCGUUUUGGAUGAGCUUUUUAAGUUUUACAAGGAGUUCUCGUUUUCGCUUACUGUUUUCGAUAUGUUAUUGAAGAUAUAUGCGGAGAAAGGCAUGACCAAGAAUGCAUUGCAAGUGUUUGACAAUAUGUGGAAGUAUAACCGCGUGCCCAGUUUACGGUCUUGUAAUACUUUAUUGAGUAAUUUGGUAAAAAACAACGAAAGUUACUCUGCUAUUCUUGUUUAUGAUCAGAUGUUCAGGGCAGGGAUUCUGCCGGAUUGUUUCACCUGUGCAAUUAUGGUAAAUGCGUACUGCAAGGAUGGGAGAGUGGAGAGAGCAGCAGAUUUUGUGAGAGAAAUGGAAAAUUCGGGGUUUGAAGUCAAUGUGGUAACCUACAAUAGUUUGCUUGAUGGGUAUGUUAACUUGGGAGACUUGGAGGCAGCACAACGGGUGUUGACAUUGAUGUUGGAAAGGGGGAUUUCAUGGACUAUGAGAACAUAUACUUUAUUAAUCAAGGGAUAUUGCAAACAACGGAGAAUGGAAGAAGCGGAGAAGGUGCUUCAGCGAAUGAAAGAGGAGGGGGAGGUUGGUGUGGACGAAUGUGCUUAUGGUGUUUUGGUAGAUGGAUACUGUAAAGUUGGUAAGAUGGAUCAUGCUAUAAGAAUUCAGGAAGGGAUGCUGAAGCUGGGAUUGAGGAUGAAUUUGUUUAUAUGCAAUUCACUUAUUAAUGGGUAUUGUCAGCUUGGUCAAAUAGUGCUAGCUCAAAAGGUGUUUACCCAACUGGGGAAAUGGAAGUUAAAGCCUGACGCUUAUAGUUAUAAUACUCUGCUGAAUGGAUAUUGUAGGGCAGGUAAUACAAGCAAAGGUUUCAUGCUUUGUGACGAGAUGCUUCAGAGAGGAAUUGAAGCAAGUGUUGUAACUUAUAAUACUCUUCUCCAUGGUUUAUGUAGUGCAGGUUCCUUCAAUGAUGCUUUGCAACUUUGGCAUUUGAUGUUAAAAAGAGGUGUCUCUCCUAAUGAGGUUAGUUCUUGCACCCUGCUAGAUGGUCUUUUUAGAAUGGGAGAUCUUGAUGGGGCUUUAGCCUUAUGGAACAAUAUUCUGGCUAGAGGGUUCACCAAAAGCAAAAUUUCUUUCAAUACAAUGAUCAAUGGAUUUUGUAAGAUAGGGAGAGUGGUAGAAGCAGAAGAGGUUUUUAACAAAAUGAAGGAAUUGGGAUGUUUUCCUGAUGAAAUAACAUAUAGAACCCUGAUUGAUGGAUAUUGUAAAGCUGGAAAUGUUGAAGAGGCUUUCAAGGUUAAAGAUGUAAUGGAAAAGGAAAAAAUUGCUUCAUCCAUAGAAUCGUAUAAUUCUCUUAUAACUGGAGUUUUUAAGUCUGGCAAGAUUAAUAAAGUGAAGGAUCUUCUUACCGAGAUGGAAACACAGGGAUUAUCCCCUAACGUUGUUACUUAUGGAGCGCUUAUUUCUGGCUGGUGCGAUCAAGGAUUGCUGGAUAAGGGUUUCAGUGCAUUUUUUGAGAUGACUAAUAAGGGCUUGGUCCCCAAUUUAAUUAUUUGCAGCAAAAUUGUUAGUAGCCUUUACAGUCUUGGUAGGUUUGAUGAAGCAAACUUACUGUUGCAGAAGAUGUUGGAUUUUGAUCUCUCGGAUCAUGGGUGUUUUAACAGGUUAUUCAAGGGCGACAUUAGAUAUCUAGAAAUUCAGAAGAUUGCAGACUCCCUUGAUGAAAGUGCUAGUAAAUUGUCUCUGCCCAAUAAUGUGGUGUACAAUAUAGCUAUAGCAGGGAUGUGCAAGUCUGGGAAGGUUGUUGAUGCAAGGAGAGUUUUCACAGCUUUGUUGAUUAGAGGUUUUAGUCCAGAUAACUUCACAUACUGUUCCCUAAUCCAUGGCUAUUCAGCCGCUGGUAAUGUCGCUGAAGCUUUUAGCAUACGAGACCAGAUGCUGAAAAGGGGUGUUGUUCCAAACAUUGCAACAUAUAAUGCCUUAAUGAAUGGCCUAUGCAAAUCAGGAAAUCUGGAUCGUGCACAAAAGCUUUUCCAUAAACUUCCCUCGAAGGGGGUAACCCCAAAUGUUAUUACGUACAAUACAUUGAUUGACGGCUACUGCAAAAGCGGUAAUACUAGUGAAGCACUAAAUUUGAUGCACAAAAUGACAAGAGAAGGUAUUUUGCCUUCGGUUGUUACCUACUCUACCUUGAUUAAAGGCCUUCGGGAGGAAGGAAAGAUGGAAGAUGCUAUAAAGCUUUUGGAUCAGAUGACCAAGACAGGUGUCAUUCAGGGUGACAUGAAUUGUACAGAUGUAAAGAGUGUUACCGGUUUUCUUAGUAUGACGACUGGCCCUACCUUUUCUGGUUUCACUUCUCAUAAAGAACUCGGCUCUACGGGGUUGAUAGAUAUUAAACAAGAGUCUGAUUCAUAUAUCAUAUCUGAAGCUGUCUGUUGAAGAAUGCACAUCAAAUUAGAAGUUUUAUCGUGGGAAAUUUUCAAGUUUGGCCAAUGCCUCGCUUUCUUGAAUGUGCACAGUUAGCUUUUAUGUGCGUUUUGGUCUCUAGUCUAUGAGGACAAUAUUUUUUGUUGUCUUCUAGAGAGUCCAGGUAAUGUGCAUUUCAUAUGCUAACUUCUUUUUUAAGGAAAAAAAAAUUCAACAGCUGAAUCAUGAAUUGCUUAAAGAGGUGACUGUAAACUCUGCAACAGUUAAAUACACACACUUUCUUUUGGCAACAGCCUCUGGGAAGUUUGAAGGAGUAAAAGGCACUGGUAAAAUUGCAACUCCUUUUGAAAGAACAAAAGUUGCAGCCUACACACUUGGAGCCAUGACACCUUGCAUGAGGCUAUAUGCCUUCAUGGGUAAAAAGUUCCAGACUCUCUUAGAUCCUGCGGAAGGCUAUCAUCCUUAAAGGAAGUGGAUUGAGAAUUAUUCAUCAGAAAGUUUUCAGUCUUGGAGGAAAAUACUUUACAUAAAUGACCAACUUUAUUCCAACAGCUCAACUAUUCUAUCAUUUGAAUUUAGGCAUCAGUUCUGCAAACCGAAGACUUGCUGGAUAAACUUAGCGUCUCCUUGACAGGGGAAGAACUUGACAUCAUCGAGAAGCUGUAUUACCAGGCCAUGAAGCUGUAUUCUAGUUAGGACAAAAUGAAGGAAUCAAGUUCAUGUACAAUUGAACACAAGGAUACAAGUUGGUGGCUAAUUUUAUUAGGGACCACUUAUAUAUGCUGCAGUAUUUCCCUUUUUGUUCCCCCUUGUAAUAUCACACUAUUGGCCAGAUAAUUCUGUGAUUAGGAUAUACAACUCCCCCCCCCCCCCCCCCCUCGUUUUGUCUUUUACUCCUUGCCUUGUAGUUUUUAUUGUUGUCUAUUACUAUUAUUAAUUCUAGUCACUUGUAUGUUCUGUUGUCUUUCUCCAGGCUUGAAGGGAUUCAGCGGCAUGAUUAUUAUUGGAAAGGACUUAGUGUUGAGACACCAUUUUGUUUUGGUGAUUUAAUUGCUUUGAAUUCUAAGUGCUACCAUCUGCUUUUUCGUAUAUUGUUGCUGUUCAAUAUUUUGACAGGGAUGGCAUUUUGGAGAAGAAAUAUAUGUAUAUUUUAUGGUAACUUAAAACAGGCUUAAUUUUUCUGCU